AUGAAUAAGGUGGUUUUGGUGACGGGAGCAAAUAGUGGCAUCGGCCUGGCGCUUUGCGAGCGUCUCCUCUCACAGGGCUCGGAAGGCCUGCAGCUGUGUCUGGCCUGCAGGAACAUGCGUCGGGGCCAGGCCGCUCGCGCUGCCCUCAUCACAUCUCACCCCACGGCUCAGGUGGCCCUGCUGCAGCUGGACACCAGCAGCAUCUCCUCUGUCAUCAGCGCCGCACGGGAGGUCAAGCUCAGGUAUAACCGAUUAGAUUACCUCUACCUGAAUGCAGGAAUCAUGCCAAACCCACAGUUCGAUGUAAAAGCCUUUUUCAAAGGCCUCUUCUCCAGCAAUAUUGUUACCAUGUUUGCUACCGGCGCGGGGAUUCUGACGCAGAAGGAUGACGUCACCUCUGAUGGCCUGCAAGAAGUUUUUACAACCAACCUGUUUGGUCAUUUCCUACUAAUAAGGGAGCUGGAGCCAGUUCUGUGCCACACAGGUCGGACCUCGCAGCUGAUCUGGACCUCCUCCAGUAACGCCCACCGCUCAGCUUUCAACCUUGAGGACAUACAGCACCUGAGGGGCACCCAGCCCUACAGCUCCUCCAAAUAUGCCUCCGACCUGCUCAGCCUGGCGCUCAACACACACUACAACAAACAGGGUUUGUACUCAUCUGUGAUUUGUCCUGGUUUUGUGAUGACCAGUCUGACCUACGGCAUCCUGCCCUCUUUCCCAGAAUUCCUCUGGACCCUGCUAAUGCCUCUCUUUUGGCUUAUAAGAAUGUUCACCAACACUUUCACCCUGACACCUUAUAAUGGAACUGAAGCCCUGUUUUGGUUGUUUAAGCAAAAUCCUGAGUCACUGGACCCACAAGUAAAGUACCAAAGCUUAACAUCUGGACUGGGCAACAACUACACACAACCACGGAAGAUGGACGUCGAUUUGGAAACGUCAGAGGUUUUGUAUGACAAAUUACUGCAACUGGAAAGUGAAGUAAGGAAGAAGCUGAAGGAAAAACAAAUAUAACCAACCCAACAUGUGUGACAGUGGUCCUGCAGGAUCUGGAUCAUCUUGAUGGAUAUCACUCAGUACUGUAAAAAAAAGAUUUUACUUCUGCA
Messenger RNA from Limanda limanda (common dab), 1103 nucleotides. RefSeq names its product hydroxysteroid (17-beta) dehydrogenase 7 (gene hsd17b7). The transcript has 9 exons. The record is from RefSeq and is a predicted model, not a curated record. Gene Ontology annotation, cellular component: endoplasmic reticulum membrane. The coding region runs from base 1 to 1011 and encodes 336 amino acids. Gene Ontology annotation, molecular function: estradiol 17-beta-dehydrogenase [NAD(P)+] activity; 3-beta-hydroxysteroid 3-dehydrogenase (NADP+) activity; 5-alpha-androstane-3-beta,17-beta-diol dehydrogenase (NADP+) activity. Gene Ontology annotation, biological process: cholesterol biosynthetic process. NCBI's taxonomy places the organism in Eukaryota, Metazoa, Chordata, Actinopteri, Pleuronectiformes, Pleuronectidae.